UUUCUCCGAAACUUGUGAUUCCUUUGUUCAGUUCUUGAGCAUUGAUUGCCUAGGAGGUGAUCUCCAUAAGCACCUGUCUUGUUCACUAGUGGGGUUGCCCUCACGGACUAAGGCAUCAAGCAAGUGUUUGAUCAAUCAAUAGAUCUCACACUUAAGUUCAUCAACCAUCUCGACAUCUACCCACAGAUCCAUCAUCUCUUCAUAAUCAGAUCAGUGUUAGUAACCUGAUCCUUCAUCAAAUUGGUUCUGUUUGUGCUAGUAGCAUUCAGUAUCUUCACAACCCUAAUAAUCCGAUCCUCAAGAUUAUUCAAGGGACUGCAUCCUCAUCCGGAUUGCAUUAAGUGGUAUCAGAGCAGAUCUGAAGGCUCUUGAUCUGGGGCCAACCAGAUUAAAAAGAAAAAGAAAAAAGAAAAAAAAGUUGAAGAGAAAUCCAACUUGGCUGAAGAGAAAUCAAGCCCUGAUGUUUCAGAACGAUGCUAAGAUCAAAAGAAGGAGCAAGAUACCAUCUUUCUGUGGCAAAAAUGACCAUGAUGGCUAUUUGGAGUGGGAAUAGAAAAUGGAACUUGUCUUUGAUGGCCAAAGCUACUCAGAAAGAAAGAAGGUUAAAUUGGCUACAACAGAGUACUGUGGUGAUGCCAUUCAAUGGUGGGAUCAGCUUGCUACUACCAGAAUAAGAACAGGAGAAACACAAGUUGCAUCCUGGUUUGAGCUGAAACACUUCAUGAAGAAACACUUUGUUUCUGGUAAUUACAGCAAUAGAGAACCAAGACAGGCCAAAGAGGAGACAAGACCUUGCCAUGAUCAUAAUCACCCAAGAAAGUCUCAGUCACAUAAGCAAAGAAAGCCAGACCCACGUCCUCUCUCAAGAGUCAGUGAGCAACUGAUUUCUAAGAAGGAAUCAGCUAUCCAAAAGCUAAAAACAGAGCCAUCUAAGGUAAGUACAGAACCUGAGACAGAAAAUGAGUUUUCUCUUUUCUCUCCUCAGUCUGAACUUGUUCUCAACAAAACAUGUGAUAACCUAACUUGUUUUGAACCGGUGCAUCCGAGUAGCCUUGUUUCAGGGUCUCAGGUCUUAGAAGAAAACUCAGCAGAAGAAGCACAAACGAGUUCACCACCAGACGAAGUGUUGGAGAAGCCAAACAACAUUGAAGCAAAAACAGAUGCUAAGUCAUUCUCUCUGAACUCUCAAGAGCACUGUAAGUAUCUAGCGUCAGCGUCACCAAAUAUUUGCAUCAACUACUUUGUGAAAGAAACGCGGACAGAGAUGACGAGAAAAAAAUGUCGCCGUAACAGCAAAAGGAGUCGCCGCGGUCUCGUUUAAUUGACGCUAGAAUUUCAAGCGGUCAAAUAUCAUCGGAAAUCUGACGCCGCGUCUCGUUUAAUUAACACCGGAUUCAGUGGUUCUUUGCCAUCAUGCUUUUAAAGCAACAAAAUUACAUGGUUAAUUGGAGACGUCGACGCUAGACGCAGCGUCUAUCAAAAGAACAGGGUUAUUGUUGCUUUUAUCCAAUCUUGUUGAUAUAAGUAGGACUAAUUUAAAAAAAAAAAAAAAUCAAUGACCGAUUUGAAACCCCU
Molecule: messenger RNA, 1575 nt
Organism: Brassica oleracea var. oleracea
Lineage: Eukaryota; Viridiplantae; Streptophyta; Magnoliopsida; Brassicales; Brassicaceae
Exons: 4
Coding region: 557-1321 (254 amino acids)
Source: RefSeq, a predicted model, not a curated record